Messenger RNA from Gamsiella multidivaricata, 723 nucleotides. Its product is annotated as prefoldin subunit 3. NCBI's taxonomy places the organism in Eukaryota, Fungi, Mortierellomycota, Mortierellomycetes, Mortierellales, Mortierellaceae. The transcript is spliced from 3 exons. The coding region runs from base 44 to 595 and encodes 183 amino acids. Gene Ontology annotation, cellular component: prefoldin complex; cytoplasm. The record is from RefSeq and is a predicted model, not a curated record. Gene Ontology annotation, molecular function: tubulin binding. Gene Ontology annotation, biological process: microtubule-based process; protein folding; tubulin complex assembly.
GUUCAUCUGAUCAUCACUUCCGCAAGACCGCACAACAGAUAACAUGGAGACCAACCCACGCGGUAUUCCCAAAGCACCAUUCGUCGAGAAUGUGGAGGACCAUGUCACCGAGCAGGAGCCUGUCGAGAUUGUCCUCAGGAAGUUUCAGGAGGCUGUGGCCAAGUACAAGUUCAUGGAGGUGAACAUGCUGCAGCGCAAGCGUAAUCUUGACGCCAAGAUCCCCGAGAUUCGCAAGACCCUGGAAAUGGUUCAAUUCCUGCAGUCGCAGGCUGAAGAAGACGAGGACAAGGAGAUCGAAACGCUAUACGAGUUGAACGACACAUUAUACGCCACUGCCAAGGUUAUGCCUACAGGAAAGGUCUGCUUGUGGCUCGGGGCAAAUGUUAUGCUGGAAUACCCUGUUGGGGAGGCCGCAGAACUGUUGGCUUCGAAGCUGGAGGCCGCGUUGAAGACACUAAAGAAUACGGAGGAGGAUUUGGUUUACUUGCGAGACCAGAUUACUACCAUGGAAGUCAACACCGCCCGUGUCUACAACUGGGACGUGAAACAGCGGCGCCUAGCAAGAGUCAAGGCUGAAGCAGCAGGAGAAGAAUAAAGACCAUGCAGGCAUACAGCUGCAUCGUCAAAAAUGACCGAUUAUGUGAACAUGGUACCACCACAGUUUCCUACCUCAGUUUUGAGGGUCAAGAAUGCCUUUUCAGUCAAUGAGCGGCUAGAAUUAUA